Molecule: messenger RNA, 1589 nt
Organism: Cannabis sativa
Lineage: Eukaryota; Viridiplantae; Streptophyta; Magnoliopsida; Rosales; Cannabaceae
Product: NDR1/HIN1-like protein 10
Exons: 1
Coding region: 330-1343 (337 amino acids)
Cellular component (GO): plasma membrane
Source: RefSeq, a predicted model, not a curated record
AAACAAAACAAAUAUUGUCCAAUUUAGGGCUACUUGACUAAAAUUAUAAUAUAAGAAGUGGCUGUAGGAACACUAUCAAGGAACAAACCUUUUUUUUUUUUGGUUUAGAACAAUUGAACAUGCACUUGCGUAAAAAAAGUUGCUGACAUCACUUUAAAAAAAGAAAAAGAUGUAAAAAUGUGCAAAACACGCGCCAUAAGCAGAGGUGGUCAUAACACAUAUAAAUUAUUAUAAGAAACAAUAAUUAUUUGUUUUAGUUUUUAUUUUUAAUUUUUUUAAAUAAUAAUAAUUCGGUUAUAGUGUUGCUGUCGCUCUCUUCCUAUAUUGCGAUGCCACCCCACCUUCUUCUUUGGCUUCCCCCCUUUCAAAGUUACACCCUUCUUUACUCUCCAAUUUUUUCUCCCUCAUUUUCAUUUCCAUCACUUUCUCACUUCCCAAACACCCCCACUUUCCUAUUAUUCUCUAUUUUAGUUUCCCUUUUUCUUUUUUCUUUUUUUUUUAUAAGCUCUCCAAAACUACUACUACUCCCCAUACCAACAACUUUCCAAUUCUUAUUCCUUUCUCUCUCUCUCUCUCUGUUUCUCACUAUGACAGACCGAGUUUAUCCCUCGGCUAAACCAGCCGCCGGAAACGGCGUCGCUAACCCUGCGUUUCCGGCGACCAAGGCCCAACUAUACAGCAAUGCCCGCCCGGCUUACCGCCCCCAACCUCACCCGUACCGUCGCCGUAGCCGUUGCUGCUCUUGCUGCUUAUGGUCCACAGUUGCUAUACUCGUCCUUCUCUUUAUCGCUGGAGUCGCCGGAGUAGUCUUCUACGUUAUGUACCGUCCUCAACGCCCUUCCUUCUCCGUCACCUCACUUAAACUCUCGUACCUCAAUCUCACCUCUGCUAAUUCUCAACUCAACUCCAAAUUCGACCUCAGUGUGACUGCUCGCAACCCUAACAAGCAUCUCGUCUACACCUACGAUCCUAUUUCCAUCUCGAUUUACUCCGGAGACGUCGAUAUCGGCGACGCCGUAAUUCCGUCCUUCGUCCACGGUAAGAAGAAUACCACAACGCUGAAGACUUCGAUUGUGAGCAACCGCAGAGCGAUCGAUACCUCGGCGGCGAGCUAUUUGAGGACGAACAUGAAGAGCAAGAGUGGUAUGCCAGUGAGGGUAACGAUGGACACUAAAGUGAAAGGCAGAGUCGCAGCGUUGAAGUCGCCGAAAAUUGGGGUUAGGGUUUCUUGCGACGGAAUUAGGGUUACUCUACCGACGGGGAAAAAGGCGGCGACGGCAUCAACUGCCAAGGCUAAGUGCAAGGUUGAUGUUAGAAUUAAGAUCUGGAAAUGGACCUUUUAAGCUUUGAACAAGAAUUUUAUGAGAUUUAUUUCCCAAAACAAAAGGUGUGUUUUAUUUUUUCGUAAUUUCAUUUUCAAGAUUUGUAUUUUUUUUUCUAGUUUAAUGUGAUUAAUUUUGUUAUACUUUUUUGUUUUGUGAUUUAAAUUGUUUUUUUUUUUGUAUAGUAAUGAAGAGAAAAUAUGGUGAUCGAUUGUAUUAAAUAUAGGAAAUAAUAUAUUGGUUUAUGAAUAGUUUUCAUUUGUUAAA